CCGCGUCGCUGUACCGGGGGUUCUCUUUCGUGCCUAUGGUUACCGGUGCGUGAGGAAGGUAGGGGCUGGGAGCUGCUUCGACUAGACCCCCGCCAUGUCCCCCCGCUCCCUCGGUGGCCUCCUUCUACUACUGCUGUGCCUGCUUGGGGAAGCCAUCGCCGGGAGAGAUUUCUAUAAGAUUUUGGGGGUUCCUCGCAGUGCAUCUGUUAAAGAUAUUAAAAAAGCCUACCGAAAAUUAGCCCUUCAGCUUCAUCCCGACAGAAACCCUGAUGAUCCACGUGCACAGGAAAAAUUUCAGGAUCUUGGGGCUGCCUAUGAGGUAUUGUCAGAUGAGGAAAAACGAAAGCAGUAUGAUGCCUAUGGUGAAGAAGGGUUGAAAGAAGGACAUCAAAGUUCUCAUGGAGAUAUUUUUUCACAUUUCUUUGGAGAUUUUGGUUUCAUGUUUGGAGGCAGUCCUCGUCAGCAAGACAGGAACAUUCCAAGGGGAAGCGACAUUAUUGUGGACCUAGAAGUUACAUUGGAAGAAGUGUAUUCGGGAAAUUUUGUGGAAGUUAUUAGGAACAAGCCAGUUGCAAGACAGGCACCAGGGAAACGGAAAUGCAAUUGCCGGCAAGAGAUGAGGACAACCCAGUUAGGCCCAGGACGUUUCCAGAUGACACAAGAAGUUGUCUGUGAUGAGUGUCCCAAUGUCAAACUUGUGAAUGAAGAACGAACGCUGGAGGUGGAGAUAGAACCUGGCGUUAGAGAUGGAAUGGAAUAUCCCUUUAUAGGGGAAGGAGAACCUCAUGUUGAUGGAGAACCAGGUGACUUGCGCUUCCAAAUAAAAGUUCUUAAGCAUCCAGUGUUUGAAAGAAGAGGAGAUGAUUUAUAUACAAAUGUUACCAUCUCACUUGUGGAAGCUCUUGUUGGAUUUGAAAUGGAUAUUGCUCAUUUAGAUGGACAUAAGGUCCAUAUUGCCCGUGAUAAAAUCACAAAACCUGGAGCCAAGCUGUGGAAGAAAGGAGAAGGUCUUCCAAACUUUGAUAACAAUAACAUCAAAGGCUCCCUUAUCAUUACAUUUGAUAUUGAAUUUCCAAAAGAACAGUUGACUGGGGAACAGCGAGAAAAUCUCAAACAAUUGCUGAAACAAGCAUCUGUUCAGAAGGUGUAUAAUGGACUGCAGGGCUAUUGAGACUGAAACAACUGGACUUUCUUGUGGAUAAAUGAAAUAAGUACUGUAAACUGCAGUCUUUUCUGCUGGUCAUUGUAGAACAAAUGCAGAGGGUGGAGUAACCUCUGAAAUCUCUUUUUUUUACAAUAGCAAGGAUAAUUCUGGAAUGGAUCAGAAGACAAACAAAAUUUCUUUAUUCUGGAUACAACUGGUGCUCUAUUUGGAGCAAUUAGGCUCCAGCAGUUGAGAGAGAGGUCGUAUUUUUAACAGAAUUAGCACACUGAAGUUCCAUUUUCAAAUAUAUUUUGAUGUUACUUUCCUUGCCACUCUUACUGAGUUUUCAUAGUUUUUUCAUGGUUCCUUUAUCUUGGAUCACCUUGGUUUUGACAUGUUUUUUGACCCAUCUUGAAAUUACACCUAUCCCUAUCGAUUAUGUUCAAAUUUGAGGCAUGAGCAGAUAAUAGCUACCUCCACAAAUUGCUGUCCUUUCUUGUUAAACUGCCAGUGGUUCUUGUUAUUUACAGUUGUAGAAGUGUUAAGUUUUGCCACCAUAACAGAGGGGGUCUUUGCAAUUUACACUUAGAAAUGUUAAAUUGCGAAAAACUGGUUUAAAUGAACUGAGAGACUUUUUGCUAAAAGUUUGUCAUUGCACUUAGAAGAAAAUGUGCUAUGUUGCUUUUGUUCACUUAGAUAGGAGUUGCUGUUUUUUUAACAGAGCUCUAUAUAGAUAUUUCCUCUAAUUUGCCGUUACAACAGUUUAUGUAACUAGAUAAGUAAGAAUACUGGAUUAUAAAUUUGUGGGAAUCUUGGGUCAAUUCAUAUUUUAAGUAGCACAUAUGUUUCCAGAAGUGCAAAGUAUGGAAUCUGAGUGUUUAGAAUUUCCCAGAUAUUUUCAAAUUACGCAUAUUGCAUAGUAUAUCAUACUCAUUCCUAUAAAUAUUGGCAUAUUUUCACUACAUACAACAAAUACACUGUAACUGCUCAAUAUGGCUAUAGGUAAGAACCAUUGGACAAGGUAUGGUUAGGAAGACACAUAGUUUCUAUUUUUCCCAGUCUCUUGGCUAAUAGGCACACCCAUAAUUGUCUCAUGCAGACUUUGUGUAUUUUGAAUAUCAUAUUUAUAUAUCUUUACUGAAAAGAUGGCUGCAGUUUCUGACCCUGGGUCAGCCUCUUAGUCUCAAUAAUGACCUAGCAGUAAAUAAUGUUUAGUUCCUUGACUGAAAAUGAAAUUGCUUUAUUUAAUCUGGAAAACCAGCCCACUGAUGUUUACUAGCAGCAUUGUAUUAUAAUGGAUGGAACUGAUGAAGUCACUAUAUGAAUAGAGAAGUAGAAAAAGGCUAGCAGUGAAAUAAAUAGCCACAAAUGUGAAUAGAUUGGAAUAACUUCAUAAAAAACAUCCAGCCAAUUCUGCCAUUCUUUCUUCUAUUUUAAGAAUUAUACUAAGUUCUACAAAUGAAAGGAAACUUAAGGACAGGUAAAAUGCUUUUUUAAUUUAAGUAUAUGAUGUCAGCUCAUAACUGAAAGCCCCAGGUCUAAAUUCUGGUGAACAGCUAAUAAGAUCCUUAAUUAACUGAGCAAUUGUGGAGGAUCUUUAGAGCACUUAGAAGUGAUGAACAGGAAACAGUUUCACAAUUGUUGGCCGCCUGCUCAGUGUUAUGAGGAUAAAAUGCAUGGAGUUAUUACCUCAUGUUUUCUUGGUAAGCACUAAUCCUAA
Molecule: messenger RNA, 2864 nt
Organism: Notechis scutatus (mainland tiger snake)
Lineage: Eukaryota; Metazoa; Chordata; Lepidosauria; Squamata; Elapidae
Gene: DNAJB11
Product: DnaJ heat shock protein family (Hsp40) member B11
Biological process (GO): protein folding; protein maturation
Cellular component (GO): endoplasmic reticulum
Molecular function (GO): misfolded protein binding
Source: RefSeq, a predicted model, not a curated record